This is a messenger RNA of Salmo salar (Atlantic salmon), 2855 nucleotides long. It is a transcript of the gene lypa2, whose product is annotated as Acyl-protein thioesterase 2. NCBI's taxonomy places the organism in Eukaryota, Metazoa, Chordata, Actinopteri, Salmoniformes, Salmonidae. Gene Ontology annotation, molecular function: palmitoyl-(protein) hydrolase activity; carboxylic ester hydrolase activity. Gene Ontology annotation, cellular component: cytoplasm. Gene Ontology annotation, biological process: protein depalmitoylation. The record is from RefSeq and is a predicted model, not a curated record.
GGUGACUCAGGGUGAGUUUUCUGUCUGAAGCCCGUUGCAUGCUUCCCAGUCAACAGUUUGCAUGUAUUAAAACAACAUUUUGAGACGUUUUGGUGUUCGGCAGGUUUUUUUCCGGCUGUUCAUGCACACAUCUUUUUUUUUUCUUCUUGAGGCAAGUCGAAGUUCGGUAGCCGAAGUCUGCGCCCCUUUGUCAGGGAUUGAUCAACAGUACUACUCCUAGUAGGAUUAGGCAUAGCUGGGCAGAUGCCAUGACGGCUAUCCGACUGCCACAUGUAAAGUAUAUCUGCCCCCACGCACCCAGAAUCCCCGUCACUCUCAAUAUGAAGAUGACCAUGCCCUCAUGGUUUGACCUGAUGGGUCUCAGCCCAGAUUCUCCAGAGGACGAGGCUGGCAUCAAGAGGGCAGCGGAGAACAUCAAGGCCAUAAUCGACCAUGAGGCAAAGAAUGGGAUACCCGCCAAUCGUGUGCUCCUUGGAGGGUUCUCUCAGGGUGGGGCUCUGUCCUUGUAUACCGCUCUCACCUGUCAGCAGCAAUUGGCGGGCGUGGUCGCUCUCAGUUGCUGGUUACCGCUUCACAAGAGUUUCCCACAGGCGGCGAGCGCCAGUGGGAACAGAGACAUGCCCAUACUGCAAUGUCAUGGGGAGAUGGACCCCAUGAUCCCAGUGCAGUUUGGGGCCAUGACGGCCGAGAAGCUCAAGGUCAUCGUCAACCCUCAGAAAAUUACCUUCCGGACCUACCCGGGACUUGUGCACAGCUCCUGUCCUCAGGAGAUGGCAGCAGUGAAGGAAUUCAUUGAGAAGCAGUUGCCCCGAAUCUGACCUCGCCUCAACCCCACUGUGACCCUUAGACACUGACUUCUCACCUCUGACCUGCCAUUCUCCCACUGGAAACAGCCAUGAGCACUGCCCCCUCCCCAUACAUACAUACACAGUAACACUUAAUUUCACAUAUCAUCAUCAUCAUAUGCACAUAAUACAUUCAAUAAAAAUCCAACCAACGCACAUCAUACUGGACGCACCAUUUAUAAACGCACAUUUGUUAACACACUGAAGUGCACACUCAAGUCUUACUUUUUUGAGCGAGAAUCACUCACUCACACAGUACAUUCCCCUGGGAUUCUUUUCUCUCUUAUCCAACCCGCCAUUGUCCCCUCUUUCUUUCUCUCAAUCUCUCUCUCCUUUCACAACCUCCACUCCUGUUUCCCUCCUAUGCUGUGUGUCAGUCAGUCAGUCAGUCAGUGAAGCAGUUAGUAUGCAGGUGGCCCUGUUGCUAGAUGCCACCUGGUGUCAGAGAGCCUGGCUCAGGUUCAGCAGCCUGUGGUUCUGGUCCUCAGGCCCCGAGGUCUGGUGCCGCCUGGAGUGACUCUGGUGCCGUCUGGAGUGACUCUGGUGCCACACUGCUCUGCAUGCUGUUCCCAACGGGUUCACGGCCACUGGUGGGGUUGUGGUCACACCCCAGCUACCCAUGGGUUCCCGUUACUCCUGGGUGCCCCUACUUGUGCUGAUUCAAAUAUCUGACAUUAUUAAAAAAAAAAUAAAGGAAAUAAAGGAAACCUAUGGAUCAUUACUUUUGCCACCAUCUUCUGUUCUUUACCACAAUUUAGGGCUAUUGAUGAUGUGGAUAAAGUGUACAUUUUAUGAUUUAUUUGGUUUGACAUGAAUGGGAAUGAUAACAAAAAUAAAUGUAUAAAAUCAGACAUUAUUUCCAUUGCAUGUCCAAAAUGACGUGGCAGGAUUUCAUAAAAAUGUAUUGACUGAUAAAGAUUAAAAUAUUGAAUUUCAUACACCUUAGGGCUUAAAAAAAUCCUAGAAAUUAUUUUAGCUGCUUGUUCGUUUAUUGCACGAAAUAAAUAGUCAGCAAAGCUAAACCUAGAUUGGUAAUGUCUCACACCAGAUGGAACCAGACCAGGACAUAAAGUGUAGUAGACAGAACUUGACUCAUUUGACUGCAACUCUUCCUAGCCGUUCCCUCUCAGCAUCUAGCAUUUGACCAGUGAGCCAAGUUCCAUUCCAUCCAUGUGUCCAGCACAAAUCAGUUUCAGCUCUCACGCUGACAGGUCAUUUUUACUGUCGAGCAAAACUAUUUACUCAUUUGACAACUUACUGGCACCCACUAGUAAAGUGUGAAAAGGUCCUAGUUACAUUUUAAAAUGGGUAUACACUGGGAAGGCUUUGAUAGAAAAAAGCUGUUCCUUUUAAUUGAAGGGUGAUUUUUUUUUAAAGCAUUAAUCUUGAACAACUUGUGGCGCUUGGGUGUAUGACUAACUCUGAGUUAGUUUGCUAUAAUAAGGUGUUCUGUAUUUUCCUUUUGUCAAUGUUUUCUCUGUAUGAUGACCUAUUCUGUGUUACUGAAACCUAAUUUAAAAGGGUAGACAUUGGAGAAUAAAAAAUCUCUAUUGAUUGUUCCGCUAUUUAAUGAAUGUCUCUUACUCCCUAAUUUGUCUGUUAUUACAUGUUUCCCCAUGUUAUCUUCCUUGACCCAACACAUCUGUUGUUACUUUUCACUUGUACUAGUGGGCUACCUUUUGUAUUCUUUUCUCUGUUACUUUCUCUUGUCUUCCAUCCCUUUUCGCCUUCUAGUCCCAUCCUGUCACCUAAUUCCAUGUGGGACAAGGUUGGAUAAAGUGUCUCAUAUGUUCUCCUGAGUUGGACUUUGUAAUUGUUUGAAUUUUUACGGUUGUGACUCAUUUUGAUUUGUCAUUUUGUCUCAAUGCGUUUGGUCACUUUGUCAUCUCAUCUUUGUGUCUUUUUAAUUUGACUGGCUAAAACAUGUUGAGCGACUGUUUGUCCCUCAGGUUAUUUUAUUUUUCCAAGACACCUGUAUGUGUGGAAUAAAUGAUGCAAAUAACAACAGUG